CCGUUUUCUUGUUCCCAACCUGCAAGAGGGUUAAGGGUUUAAGCCUUCUUCAUCUCAAAUCCAAAACCCUCACUUCACCCAGUUCAGUUCACUCUGCUCAUGUCCAAACCCAUCUCUCAAAUCUCGUUCUUCGUCCAACCCAUCUCUUCAGUUUCGUUUAUGAACAGACCCAUCUCUUCAAUUUUCCAUCUUUCCUUUCCUCGAAUCCAUGGCGAAGUUCUCAGAGCAUGUUAUCUCAGUUAGCAAGUUCAUUCAGGAAGACAACCAUUUUGAGAAGGCGAGGCUGUUACAGAAGCGGGUUCGGAUCAUCCUCACCGACCCGGACGCCACCGAUUCCGACAGCGACGACGACGAGACCUCCGUCGUGCGCAGAGUCAAACGACAUGUCAAGGAGAUCAACUUCCAGCCGGCUUCCUCUUCUUUUAAGCAGUUGAAGACUGAGCAGCGGCCGGAGACCCGACCCGAUCCAGAGUUAGUGAAACCGUAUCCGGGUCGGAAGAGGCAUUUCCGGGGCGUGAGGCAGAGGCCGUGGGGUCGUUGGGCCGCGGAGAUCCGUGACCCGGUUCAGAGGAAGCGGCUUUGGCUUGGGACCUUCAAUACCGCCGAGGAAGCCGCCAUUAUAUACGACAGAGCUGCCGUUAAGCUCAGAGGUCCUGACGCCGUCAUUAACUUUCCUAACGCCGUUACGACGGAUGAGGAGAAGACCGUUGCUGCAGAGGAGGUCCCCACCGCGCAUGAAGAGGAAAGAAGCUGCGGCUCGACUGCCACGUGUGACUCGUCUCUCAAUGAAGAGCCGGCGUUAUCUCCCACGUCGGUGCUCCGUUACGAAGAUCCCGCCCCCUUUGACGGGUUCCGUUACUGCGACGUCCACGCCUUCGGGUUCGAGUACGACGUGCCGUUGCUGAAUCUGUCGGACAUCAUGGUUCCGGCGAACAACCACGACGAGUUCGGCGAGUUUGACGUCAAUGACUUCCUGGUCGACGUCAUCUCCUAAAUCGAGGAGUGCAUCCCGCGUGUCCUUUCCCACCAAGAUACGUGGGGUUGCCAGGGAGUGUUUGGUAAUUUUGCUGUUGCUGCUGGAGGGGACUGUAGUGUGACGUCAGUGUUGAACUAGGAACGCAGGCCGAGUGUGCUUAAAUUCCAAAGAUACCCCCGGCUGUUCCUGGUCAAACCACGGAGUGUGAUUAGUGAUAUGAGUAAGGGUAAUGCCGAGUUUGAUAUAAUCGGCGAUUUUGUGAGGAAUAUUAUUAACUAGCUACUUAUGUAUGAAAAUAUUAUUUAUUAAUUAUUAUUUAUAUAUAUGAGACUACUAUGAGUAGUGUUCAGUAUCA
Messenger RNA from Argentina anserina (silverweed cinquefoil), 1331 nucleotides. Its product is annotated as pathogenesis-related genes transcriptional activator PTI6-like. The transcript has a single exon. Gene Ontology annotation, biological process: regulation of DNA-templated transcription. The record is from RefSeq and is a predicted model, not a curated record. NCBI's taxonomy places the organism in Eukaryota, Viridiplantae, Streptophyta, Magnoliopsida, Rosales, Rosaceae. Gene Ontology annotation, molecular function: DNA-binding transcription factor activity; DNA binding. The coding region runs from base 209 to 994 and encodes 261 amino acids.